This is a messenger RNA of Pogoniulus pusillus (Red-fronted tinkerbird), 920 nucleotides long. RefSeq names its product nudix hydrolase 1 (gene NUDT1). NCBI's taxonomy places the organism in Eukaryota, Metazoa, Chordata, Aves, Piciformes, Lybiidae. Gene Ontology annotation, biological process: DNA protection. The record is from RefSeq and is a predicted model, not a curated record. The transcript has 4 exons. Bases 125 to 595 code for a protein of 156 amino acids. Gene Ontology annotation, molecular function: 8-oxo-7,8-dihydroguanosine triphosphate pyrophosphatase activity.
CGGAGCGGCGGCGGCGGCGCGGAAGGAGCCGGGAGCGGCGGCGGCGCGGGAAGAGCCGGGACCGGCAGCCGCGCUUUUGGGGGGGAGGAAGAGGCGAAGAGGCAGGAAACCUGUUAGAGGAGCCAUGUGCACCUCCAGGCUCUUCACGCUUGUCCUGGUGGUGCAGCCGCCCCGCGUCCUCCUGGGCAUGAAGAAACGUGGCUUUGGAGCCGGCCUCUGGAAUGGCUUCGGGGGAAAGGUGCAGCCAGGAGAGAGCAUCGAGGAGGCUGCUCGCAGGGAGCUCCUGGAGGAGAGUGGACUGACAGUGGACACCCUGCAGAAGAUGGGUCAGAUCACUUUUGAGUUCGUAGGCAACUCUGAACUCAUGGAUGUUCACAUUUUCCGGGCAGAUGACUUCCACGGAGAGCCAAGAGAAAGUGAGGAAAUGCGCCCACAGUGGUUCCAGCUGGAUGAGGUGCCCUUCAAUUGCAUGUGGGCAGAUGAUGCCUACUGGUUCCCCCUCCUGCUUCAGAAGAAGUUGUUUCGUGGCUAUUUUAAGUUCCAGGGACAAGACACUAUCGUGGAGCACACCCUGACAGAAGUGGAGGAAGUUUAAGAAAACAGAACCGCUCGACCCACGUGCUGCUGCCCGCAUUGGGGUGGAACACCAGGAGUGCUGCUUGGAGAGGUCUCCUUUCUCAACUCUCCAGCAAAGGAGACUCACUUGUCAGGUGACCAGGAAGAAAGGAAAAUCAGAGGGCUUCUUAGAGCAGAAAUAAAAGUAAUGAUAUUUUCCAUGCUGUGAAGUUCCUGCUGUAGUAUUACUUUAGUGGUUAUGUGAUUACUAUGAUGAAGGAUUUACUGUUAAACUUUUUCUUUGCAGGUGGUUGAUAUUUUAAGCCUUUUUGUUUGGAAAUGAUUAAAAUUAUUUUUCAGUAAAA